Molecule: messenger RNA, 874 nt
Organism: Solea senegalensis (Senegalese sole)
Lineage: Eukaryota; Metazoa; Chordata; Actinopteri; Pleuronectiformes; Soleidae
Product: reticulocyte-binding protein 2 homolog a-like
Exons: 4
Coding region: 338-874 (178 amino acids)
Source: RefSeq, a predicted model, not a curated record
AUGAGAUUAUAUUUAAUGGUAGUAGUUAAUUUUAUUGAAUUAUAUGCUGUUUCUUAUGCCAUUUCAAACCGGUGUAAUACAUUAGCUGUAAACAGGAAGUAGCGUCACUUGGAACUUGCGCAGAACAAAUUGGGGAACAAAGCCCUAGCUAGCAGCGUUAGCUCCGUGUGAACAGUGAAAGCGCGAAGACGGUGGUUUGUUCGUGUGUCGCAGGUCAGUUGUUGACGAAGCAGCGAUGUCUUCACUUCCAUAUUUGAGAGAUUGAAUCCACAGACGACUAACUGCUGAAGACAUAUUCACACACGUAGAAAGAAUCGUCACCGAGUACGAGAAAGAGAUGAAUCGUCAGCACAAACUGUUGGAGGUCGCUUGGAAACCUAAAGUCAAGUUACAGCGGAUCGAGCUUCCACCGAAAGAUGUUCUUAAGGAGGAGGAGGUUCUCACUGAGCAGCAGCUCUGUAACCAGGAGAGGAACUCCAGUCUGUACAAGGAGGAACCAGAGUCUCUACAGAUUAAAGAGGAAGAGGAGGAAAUCUGCACCAGUCAGGAGCAGGAGCAGCUUGAACUGAAGCAGGAGACCUUUAUGUUGACUCCUAAUAAUGAAGAAAGUGAUCACAUGAAACCAGACACUGACCACCAGCUCCUCUCUGCUGUAGCUGAGAGUCAAGAACAGACAGGAAACAAACAUGUAGAAAUUACCAUUGUUGAGUCCAAAGAAGAGAAGGCUCGUCAGCGCAGACUGAUGAAGAUCCUUUGGAAACCUGUAGUAAAGUUACAGCGGAUAGAGGUUCCACAGCAGAAUGUUAAAAAGGAGAAGGAGGAGGGUCUCACUGAGCAGCAGCUCUGUAACCAGGAGAGGAACUCCAGAGGCUGA